Molecule: messenger RNA, 1844 nt
Organism: Effrenium voratum
Lineage: Eukaryota; Dinophyceae; Suessiales; Symbiodiniaceae
Source: the annotation of a GenBank genome assembly
AGGUUUUCGGACCAAGAGUGGAAUCUCAAGAUAUUGACUUUGUAGAGACUCGCCAUGGCAAGGAUUUCAUUUCGACAGUUGAACGGUGAGGUAACGGUUUGUGAAGUUCUGCCAGAUAUCACCGGUCGGGAACUCAAGGAGCGCAUCAAGGAGUGCCAGGUUUGGGAUGAUGUCACACGCGAAACAACCCGUGUCGACAUUCUUGUGGGGACAAGAUUGAUGACGAACGACGAGACGGCUGCAGAUGCAGGCCUUUCGCCAGAGUCAGAGGUGACCGUAGUAUUGAAACAAAACGCUGCGACCUGCUCCCACAAGGCGGAGCUUGACCAAUUUGGCGAGGAGAUUGACUUGGCGACCGCAUUCGUGGUUCAAAUCUCAAGCGGUGCUACUGAAAUUGUUGAAGACGCAUUUGAAGACUGCGACACUCUGGCACGUGUGACCAUUCCGGACUCAGUGACAGAGAUUGGCGCUGGUGCCUUUCAAUACUGCAGCUCCUUGGCUAGUGUGACCAUCCCCGGCUCAGUGACCCACAUUGGCGAUCGUGCCUUUAAAAGCUGCAGCUCCUUGGCUAGUGUGACCAUCCCAGACUCAGUGACCCUGAUUGCGCAUGGCGCCUUUGAAAGCUGCAGCUCCUUGGCUAGUGUGACCAUCCCAGACUCAGUGACCCUGAUUGCGCAUGGCGCCUUUGAAAGCUGCACCUUGUUGGCUAGUGUGACCAUCCCAGACUCAGUGACCCAGAUUGGGCCUGCUGCCUUUUCAGGAUGCAGCUCCUUGGCUAGUGUGACCAUCCCCGGCUCAGUGACCCACAUUGGCGAUCGUGUCUUUGAAAGCUGCAGCUCCUUGGCUAGUGUGACCAUCCCACACUCAGUGACCCUGAUUGCGCAUGGCGCCUUUGAAAGCUGCACCUCGUUGGCUAGUGUGACCAUCCCAGACUCAGUGACCCAGAUUGGGCCUGCUGCCUUUUCAGGAUGCAGCUCCUUGGCUAGUGUGACCAUCCCCGGCUCAGUGACCCACAUUGGCGAUCGUGCCUUUCAAAGCUGCAGCUCCUUGGCUAGUGUGACCAUCCCAGACUCAGUGACCCUGAUUGCGCAUGGCGCCUUUGAAAGCUGCAGCUUGUUGGCUAGUGUGACCAUCCCCGACUCAGUGACCCACAUUGGCGAUCGUGUCUUUGAAAGCUGCAGCUCCUUGGCUAGUGUGACCAUCCCAGACUCAGUGACCCAGAUUGGCUAUGGUGCCUUUAAAAGCUGCAGCUUCUUGGCUAGUGUGACCAUCCCCGACUCAGUGACAGAGAUUGGCGCUGGUGCCUUUUCAGGAUGCAGCUCCUUGGCUACUGUGACCAUUCCCGGCUCAGUGACCCACAUUGGCAAUCGUGCCUUUGAAAGCUGCAGCUCCUUGGCUAGUGUGACCAUCCCAGACUCAGUGACCCAGAUUGUUUUCAAUGCCUUUGCAGGCUGCGGCUCGUUGGCUAGCGUGACCAUCCCCGGCUCAGUGGAAAGGAUUUCGAAAAAUGCCUUUAAAAGCUGCGUCUCCUUAACUUGUGUGACUGUCCCUGAUUGCUUUAUUGAGGAGGAUGCCUUCGCAGGAUGCAGUGCUUUGACUUUGGUCGUUCCCAUAUGUGGAAAAAGGAGAAGGUUGUGGGUUGCCGCCCUGACGGGCUGCAAGCAGAUUCAAGCAAAAUAAUGUGCAUGCCAAGAGUGCGAGCACAAGUGGUUUCUGAAUGGCUGGGUGUGUCCUCGACGGUGGGGAUUUUGAGCUUGCUUCAGAAGCUUUUUGUAGCACGUUGUAUAACUGAAUGAUGGUUGCACACUGAAUGAUCUGAAUCUCUAUACAUCUGCGCUGCUUGC